AUGGCAUUAUUUGUCAUUUGUUGGAGGGAAUUGUCUCAGUUGAUUCUGAUCGAGGCUCAGCGGUUGGGGGAGGGGCAGAAAUCAGUCAGAGUAAGGCGCAUAGGGAUGUACGAUGCGUAUACACUGGACAUAGUGGGAUGA
This is a messenger RNA of Penicillium oxalicum, 141 nucleotides long. RefSeq lists its product as uncharacterized. The transcript has a single exon. Lineage: Eukaryota; Fungi; Ascomycota; Eurotiomycetes; Eurotiales; Aspergillaceae. The coding region runs from base 1 to 141 and encodes 46 amino acids. The record is from RefSeq and is a predicted model, not a curated record.